Messenger RNA from Durusdinium trenchii, 1062 nucleotides. The record is from the annotation of a GenBank genome assembly. Lineage: Eukaryota; Dinophyceae; Suessiales; Symbiodiniaceae.
AUGCCUAUGGCGCUCUUGGCGGAUGGUGGUUGGCGUGCUCUUCCUUUGGCGCGAGCCACAGCAGUAGGCUUUGUCGUGGUGAACGCUUUGUCCUUUCUCAUCGGAGGAAAUGGCAUGGAGACGAACAUUGAAGGGCUUCAGCGCAUGGAUUUGCAAGGUCUCGCAGAUGUGGCCAUUGCCCUCUUUGGUCUUGUCGUUGCGCUGAUCAUGGGAAGCUCCUACAUGCUAUCUUUCUUGGAGUCCAGAGACUUGCAUAUGGCUGCAAGGCUUUUGCAAGUGGCUGACCUGAUGGAGAACCAGAAGGUGAGCGGAUUGGUCCAUUGCAGGUGGCUCAAGAGCUCUUGGGCAGCAACGGCUGCCGAGCCCAAGCCGGACGGCACGCAAGUCUUGCCGCCCGAGGUCCUCGCACAGGCUGAGCAGGCCGAGCAGCUUGAGCAAGCCCCCCAAGCUGAAGGCCCCGACGUGGGCUGGAACCCGAUUCGUCAGCUGGAGUUCCGGAGCAGGCCGAUGGAGGCUCCGUCCUUUUGGCAUCCGCUUUUCACCGUGAGACGUCCCUUAUCCAAUGACGAGGUGAGGAACUUCAGCCUCUUUGAGCCACGAUUCUUGCGGCUCUUUGACCAACUGAAGGAAUUGGGGCAUGCCAAACCUGGGCUUCGCUUGGCGGUGGCCCAUGCGCCUUUGGGCGUGGAACGGCCACAAAACCUUUGGCAAAACGAGGAGGAAGAAGUUCUGCCACAGAAGGCCGAGGAGCUUCCACCUUUGGCUGUGGAAGUGGAGGUCAUCUUGGACCCUCAAGUGCGGAUGGUCGAAGUACUGAAAAUUGCGGAAGGUAUCGGCGAGGACCAGCGGCGGCGCUGGCGGCUCACAGUGAAAGGCACCAGCGAAGUGCUGCCGACGGCUCGUUGCGAGAUCUUCUCAGAUGAGCCCUUUGGUCGAGGCUGGGGGCACUGUGGGCAGUUCCUCCAGGUCCAGAAAGGGCCUCCCCGGAGCAAGAGGAGGUGUCCGUGCAGCGUGACCGUCCUGCGGGGAAGCCGACUCGUUGCGUGGCUGUCGUUGGCUUGA